GCAAACUUUUUAUCGAACAAACUGAGAAAAAUAAAAAACUUCUUUUGGACCAUUCCAAAUAGUUUCACAAAUUUAGAAACAACCCAAAAACAAAUAAAAAUUCCAUUACAAACUCCAUUUCCAAACCUUAACACUCAGAUCAGACUUACACUUAGUCUGUUUCGAAGUCGCCACUAUCGGAACUUUACCUUUAGGUACCGUCCCUUCGAACCCUCCACACGUCACUUUAAUCUCCACACCUUCACUCUUCAGCCUCCCCAUCUGCAUCUUCACCUUCGUCACCAUCUCAAUCACCAACCCCACGCGCGCCCGCGCCAGAUCCGACUUCAAACGCCGCGCCUCCUCCGGAUCCAUCUCACGCGCCGAACCAGACGUGGCGAUCACGCUCCUAAACGACGUCUUGUUCCCGUUACCACUAAAAAAGCCAGGAACCGUGCCGUUCGCUACCACCUCGUUAGAUUUAACGGAUGUGACCGUUACGGCGAAGUGGUCGUAGGAGAAGGUGAGGUGCUGGUUGGGGUUCACGGAGAUCAGCGUGAAGUUGAAGAAGGAAGAGAGGUGGGAGACGGAAGCGUCCGAGGAGGUGGUGAGGUUCACGCGGUUUAUACGGAGGGACGUGACGGAGAAGAGCGGCGGACGCGGGUGGUAGAUGACGUAUACGGCGGUGGCGGCGAUGGAGGCAAUGAGGGCGAGGAUGAGGAGGAUGAGGAUGGACCAGAAACAGCAGCAGCAGCAGACUCGUCGGCAGGUUGGUCGUGAUCGGUGGUGGUGGUGGCGGCUGUAUGGCUGUGGACGGUAGACCGGAGGACGGUUAGACGGAAUGUAGACUUGAGGUUUCUGGUUACCGUUAACAGACGGAGGAGGUGGUAAGAGCAUCUUCAUCGCGCGUAUAUUGAGGGUGCCUUAUGAUUAAAUGAAAAUCAAAAAUACAAAUAAAAGGAAGGGGCGUAUAUUAUUUGGGGUUCGCUGAGGACGGUUUCUCGUGACACGUGUAAGGUAGAUGAGAGGAGAGAGGAGAAACAUUUGUUUUGGUUUGGUUUUUGGUCGGUCUGUAUUCUCUCGAACUCUCUAUUCUCUCGAGAGACCGGCGAAGGCGAUUCCACCUCUCUCCGUGGUUCCUCGACAUACCGUCGAAACUCCCUCUCUCUGCGUCGUCGUCGUGGUUCGUCGACACACCGGCGAGACCCCCUCACUCCUUCUCGUCUUGGCGAAUCGUCCCUCUCUCUCUGUGGAAGUCGUCUCACCGACCGCUCUGUCUCUCUGUGGAUCUAUCAUGCAUGUCUCAUCUCCGUCGCGAUGGAAACGCCGAAGACUUCUCUGAUCCCGAGCUUCCUCUAUUCCUCUUCCACAUCUCCGAGAUCUCUUCUGAGCUCCAACUCCAACGCCGCGUUCACAUCCACCAAUCUCGAGAAGUCUCCUUCUCCGGCCACGACGAUGGUGUCUCGGAAGAGUUUCCUUAUUGCUCCUCCCACGGAGCCAGGGAAGGCGAUCGAGAUGUACUCGCCUGCCUUCUACGCCGCGUGUACCUUCGGUGGAGUUCUCAGCUGUGGUCUGACUCAUAUGGCUGUUACUCCUCUCGAUCUCGUCAAGUGCAAUAUGCAGAUAAACGGAUCAAAUCGAUGUUCAGUGGGAGACGAGGGAGCUUCAUCAAUCCAGGUUAAUUUGGACAGAGUGCUCACGGACGUACCUGUUGUGUCACAGAGAAAGAAGUGUCCUGUUGUGUGAAAGAGAAAGAAGUGUCUUGUUGUGUCAAGUUGGUCACAGACUUGUUGUAAUUUUGUUGUGUCUUGUUGUGUCUUGUUGUGUCAAGUUGGUCACGGACCUGUUGUAAUUUUGUUGUGUCUUGUUGUGUCUUGUUGUGUCAAGUUGGU
Messenger RNA from Eruca vesicaria subsp. sativa (arugula), 1871 nucleotides. The record is from the annotation of a GenBank genome assembly. NCBI's taxonomy places the organism in Eukaryota, Viridiplantae, Streptophyta, Magnoliopsida, Brassicales, Brassicaceae.